Messenger RNA from Heterostelium album PN500, 1545 nucleotides. RefSeq names its product NAD(P)/FAD-dependent oxidoreductase (gene cmfB). Gene Ontology annotation, molecular function: oxidoreductase activity, acting on the CH-CH group of donors, NAD or NADP as acceptor; FAD binding. The transcript is spliced from 2 exons. The coding region runs from base 1 to 1545 and encodes 514 amino acids. NCBI's taxonomy places the organism in Eukaryota, Evosea, Eumycetozoa, Acytosteliales, Acytosteliaceae. The record is from RefSeq and is a predicted model, not a curated record.
AUGGAUUAUAAAACCAUUCAAUCUACUAUUUCCUUGAUUCAAGAGAACAUUACCAAAGUACCAGUUGUCCAAAAGGUCCUCGACAACAAGUACGUCCGUGAACACCCAGUUGUUGCUGGUGUUACCGCCGUCGGUGCUGGUUUAUUAGCCGCCAAGACUAUCGCCAAGGUCGUCAAGGGUACUGAGAAGAGAUACAACUUUGCUUCCAUCCCAGGUAUUACUUAUGAAGAUGAAAUCUAUGAUGUUGCCGUUAUUGGUGCUGGUCCAUCUGGUUCAACUUUGUCAUACUAUUUGGCUCGUGAGGGUAGAAAGGUUGCCGUUUUGGAAAAGAAGAAGUUCCCACGUGACAAGUUCUGUGGUGAUGCUGUUGCAACUAUGGCUCAAGAUAUUUUGCGUGAGAUGGGUGUCAUGAAGGAACUCGUCGAUGAGGAUCUCGGACAUUUCGCUCAAAACGGUGGUUUCGUUUCACCAAACGGAAACUCGUUCAUCGGUAACUCUGCUAAGGAGAUGGCUCGUGACGCCAAAUACAAUCGUGGUGCCGUCAUUGCCGUCAAGCGUAUCUACUUGGACGAGAAGAUCGCCAAGGCUGCCAAGCGUAUGGGUGCUGAACUCUAUGAGAACACCACCGUCCAAACCUGCAAAUUCGACCGUAACACUGGUUUGUGGACUGUCGAGUGUGUCGGUUCCGAAGACAACCAACCAAUCGUCUACCGUGCCCGUUGUUUGGUCUGUGCUGACGGUUCACCAUCGUCCACCGCCCGUGCUCUCGGUUACGUCAACACCGAACCAAACGGUAUUUGCUCGCGUGCCUACGUAAAGAACAACAAGACCUUCAAGUACGACGGUGUUGUUUUCUAUCCAAAGUCAUUGCUCCCAGGUUACUGUGCCAUCAUCCGUGAGGCACGUGACGAACUCAACUAUUUGGCUUACAUUAUCCCAGGUGGUAAAGUCCAAAACGAAGACUUGCACCACUACCAUCACGAUUACAUCCAAAACGACCCAUUCAUCAGCAAGGCUCUCGGUCCAAAUCCAGAGAUCGAGCGUAUGAAGGCUGCUCCACUCCGUUUGGGUGGUAUCGAAAAGUCAUACGACGAUCACAUGAUCAUCAUUGGUGACGCCGCCGGUUUCAUCGAUCCACUCACCGGUGAGGGUAUCCAAUACGCCAUGGAAGGUGGUAAGAUUGGUGCUGAAGUCUUGAUCAAGGCUUUCAACGAGAAGGAUCUCUCACACCAAUCUCUCAAGAGAUACCAAGACCGUUGGAUGUCCAGAUUCGGACACGAAUUCGCCACCUCCAUGACCAUGUCUUUGUUCUUGUACCGUUUCCCAAUCGUUUUGGAUGCCGCUGCUAACUUGAUCGGUAAGCGUGGUGCUCGUUUCUUGGCUGAGUGGGCUGCCGUCAUGACUGGAGUUGAACCAAAGACCUGGUUCCUCAGACCAUCCGUAGGUCCAUUCAUUGUUUUGGAGAUUUUCGCCGAGUGUUUCAGACGUUUAUUCAAGUCAAAAUCGAUCAAGAACACUGAAAACAACUCACUUGAUCAAUAUUAA